AUGUCACCACACGCGCUGCAGCAGCAGCAGCAGCCGCAGCAGCAGCAGCAGCAGCAGCCGCCGCAGCAGUCGCAACAGCAGCAGGGGCAGCCGGAGCGGUCGCAGGGGCAGCAGCAGGGGCAGCCGCAGGGGCAGCAGCAGGGGCAGCGGCAUGGACAGCAGCAGGGGCAGCAGCAGGGGCAGCAGCAGGGGCAGCAGCAAUGGGAGGAGCAGCAGCCACAACAGCAGCAGGGGUUCCAGCAGCACCAGCAGCAGCAGCGGCAGAGAGCAACUGCUCGCUCCUCACCCUUCCUCCUCCCCCGCAUGCAUACCCACUCCCUUGAUCCUAUCCUUGGCACCCCGCCCUCUACCUCCCUCCACCUCCUUGAUGACUCCCACGAGGAGUUUACCACGGUCCAGCACCACACUCCCUCUCUCGCCCCGCUCUAUCCUGACUUCCUCGGCGCUCUUAUCUUCAGCGCCAUCUCCGCUCCCACCAUCUUCGUCCCCUCCACCUUCCAGGAAGCUAUCACCUGCCCUGACGCUGACAAGUGGAUAGCCGCUAUCUUCCUGGAAUGUGAGGCGUUCAUUCGCAACGACUCCUUCAUUGACGUUCCCCUCCCCUCUGACGCUAAUCUUGUUGAGGGCAAGUGGAUCUUUCGCGUGAAGCAGCUACCGGAAGAAGAACCAGUCCACAAGGCCCGCUACGUUGGCAAAGGCUUCACUCAAACCUGGGGUGAGGACUUCUGGUUCACAUUCGCCCCUACUGUUAAGCCGCCCACCCUUCGCACCCUCCUUGACAUUGGUGCACGUGACGACAUGGAGAUUGACUCCAUGGAUGUUUCCAACGCGUUCCUCCAAGGCGAACUACACGAGCGCAUCUUCCUGCGGCGCCCCCCCGGUUUUCAUGCUGCUUUCGCCGACAAUACCGUGUGGCAACUGCGCCGCCCGGUCUAUGGUCUGAAGCAGGCGCCGCGGGAAUGGCAUGCGAAGCUGUCUGCCACCUUACGAUCCCUCGGCUUCUCUGCCUCCCACUCCGAUGCCAGCCUCUUCAUCCACUCCUCGCCCCGUCGCUUCUUCAUCUCAGUCUACGUUGACGACAUGAUCCUACUUGCUGAUUCCAAGGCCAACAUGGAGCAGGUGAAGCGAUCGCUGCAGGAGCGUCUCAAGUGCAAGGACCUUGGCCCACUACAGAACUGUCGAGAUUGA
Closterium sp. Yama58-4 is the source of this 1188-nucleotide messenger RNA. The record is from the annotation of a GenBank genome assembly. Lineage: Eukaryota; Viridiplantae; Streptophyta; Zygnematophyceae; Desmidiales; Closteriaceae.